Procambarus clarkii (red swamp crayfish) is the source of this 2379-nucleotide messenger RNA. NCBI's taxonomy places the organism in Eukaryota, Metazoa, Arthropoda, Malacostraca, Decapoda, Cambaridae. The record is from RefSeq and is a predicted model, not a curated record.
CCGUUGACGCCAGUGUAGUUGUGAGUAGUGUACUGUUAACAGUUCUCGUGUGUCACUGUUGACGCCAGUGUAGUUGUCAGUAGUGUACUGUUAACAGUUCUCGUGUGUGUGAAGUGUCUUGCUUUUGGUUUUACCAGGAUGUAUUGAUAUUAUCUGUUGUGAACAGUGUUCAUGGUGUCCCGGAGGUACUGACCAUUGAGUGACCACAAGGCCUUGACCUGUGUGUGACACUUGGCCACAUUCACAGUGCGUCCUGGUGUGAUGUGAUACGUGAUUAAAGACAAACUUUCCUCAACAACUCUUCAGCCUACAGCUUUUGGUCAACCAGCGAGCGUUAAGCUUUUGUUAAAGCAAGCAGCAAAAAGCGCUCGGUUAAAGAGGGAGUUUAGAGCUGGUGGCACUUCAGACAUCCUCAGGUUAUCAUCGUCUACCAAAAAGAGUGAAGAACAUUGCUAGGAGCAAGAGCAGAAUCUGAUGAGUACAGCAGCUGUUGCAAGACCAGGCGACAGAGCAGUGCCUGAGAACAGCAACAGCAACACAGGAAUAAGCUGCACAUCCAUAAGUACUCUAUAGCAGCAGCAGUUGUGGCCGGAGCCAAAGAUGAGUCAACACCACCACAAUGGCCACCGGAAACAACACAACAAGAAAGUCAGGAUUAACAGUGCAAGGAAGAGGCAGAGUUUGGUGACGACUUCUGCAGUGUUGCGGCUGUUUAUUGUGAUGGCUGCUACGGUGUCUCUUGUCCACACCCUGCCUGUCCCGGCCCCUGCUGACACCCUGCCUCUCCAGGCCCCUGAUGAUACUCUGUCUCUCCAGACCCCUGCUGAUAUCCUGCCUCCCCCGGCCUCUGCUGACUCCCUGCCUCUCCCGGCCCCUGCUGACACCCUGCCUCUCCAGGCCCCUUCUGACACCGUGCUUGUUAGUAUGGUGCCUGAUGGCACAGUACCUGCUGACAUGGUGACUGUUGACAUGGAGUUAGUUGACAUGAUUCCUACUAACACUCUGCCUGUUGGCACGGUGCUUGCUGAUAUCCUGCCGGUUGAAACGUUGUCUGCUGGCACUCUGCCUGCUGACAUGGUACCUGCUGAUCCAUCAUCUGGUGACUCAUCGCCUGCUGAUCCAUCAUCUGGUGACUCAUCGCCUGCUGAUCCAUCAUCUGGUGACUCAUCGCCUGCUGAUCCAUCAUCUGCUGAUCCAUCAUCUGCUGAUCCAUCACAUGCUGACCUGACAACUGCCUACCUGUUUACAUCUACUCUGUCCUCAACUUAUCCAACUCGUCAAGGUGCAUGCGCUGAGGAUGAAUUCAGGUGCUUGAAUGGUUCUAGAUGCCUACCCAUGACGUGGCAAUGUGAUAACGUCCAUCAAUGCGAUGAUAACUCCGACGAACUUUCUUGUGUUAAGUCGGGAUGUGUGUUGCACUCGAAAGACUUCACUCAAAUAUCAACAUUUAUUUUAUACCUAAUAUUUCAUAAUUAAUACUUCUAAAUGUUCUUGGCUUGAAAUAGGAGCGGCCAGUACGCUCAUUCACUGAUCCAUAGGUAACUUGACAAAUGAUUUGUUAUUGUUACAAUAAAGGAAAUGUUAAGUUUACUUCUUAAUUUGAUAAAUCAAACAAAAGAUAAUAAUAUUUUUGUCAUAUAUUCUAUGUUGUUGUCCUCUAUUCUACUUGCCAGUUUUAGUUGAGCCAAUAAUUUUGAAUACUGUAAAUGGGAUUAAAAUUUGCCACAUCUCCAACUAUUAUCCAUGAUGCCAAAAAGAGAAAUAUUAUAUUAUAAAGAAAGCAGAGUAGAAUUCAUCAGAUUGUAUAUUGCUUCAGAAAGAAGGCAACGUGACAGCAUCAUGCUACACUGUGCAAAUUUAUUAAAUCAAAUUAUACAAAUCACAAGGUAAGAGAUAGAAAUCUCACACAAGUUCAGUGUUGCAAGGUGUGAGAAGUUUAAGUUUUGUGCGGGAUAUCCUGCACAAUAAGUGGAGUAAGAGAAGAUUAUAUUGCAAAUUGAAAGCGUGAAUCCUUUAAGAACGUCCUCUAAUAUAUUUUGUUAAACAGCAUGAUAGGAAUGCUGAAACAUUGGGGUUGGUUAAAAUAUUAUAGAUAUUUACUGAAGGCUACAGCGAAUCCUUGUAAAGAUUAAAUGACAAUACCAAACUCAUCUAGUUUAAUACACACACACACACAUAGGAGAAGAUGAAUCAGCAAUGCUUGAUUUGAUAUUUACCCUAAAUGAGUGGAAUAUAAAGGAAGUCAAGAUGGAAGCACCCUUGGGAAUGAGUGAUCAUACUGUAUUGAACAUUGAGUACCUGAUAGAGCUAGGAAUUAUCUCCCCCAAAAAAGAACUAGGGAACAAAAGGCUGGCAUACAGAAAGGGAAAUUAUGAGGAG